AUGAUUGAAUAAUAUAAGGUUCAUGAAUAAAUUGGACAAGGAGAGUUUGGAAAAGUCUAUAGAGCAACCAAUCUUAUUACUCAAACUGUAGUUGCCAUUAAGAGUGUUGAUGUGGCUAAAUUUAAUGAAACACCAAAAUUACUUGAAUUAAGCAUGUAGGAGAUAGAAGUGCUUUAAAAACUUUAACAUUGUCCAUAUGUUGUCAAGUUCAUCGAAUUAAUUAAAACCGUUCAUCAAUAUCAUUUUGUUUAUGAACAUUGUUCUGGAGGUCCACUAGACAAAUUACUGCUAUUGUAAGGACAUUUUACAGAAAGAAAAUCACUAGAGAUCAUUUAUCAAUUAAUUUAAGCAUUCAAAGUCUUACGAGAAAACUCAAUAAUUCAUCGAGAUUUAAAACCCUCAAACAUUUUAAUACAUAAUGGAAUUUAUAAAUUAGCAGAUUUUGGAUUUUGUAAACCCAUCAAAAAUGAUGUUACCGCCACCAUGUUGGGUUCACCAAUCUACAUGGCUCCAGAAGUGUUAAGAGGACUAUCCUAUAAUAGCAAAGCAGAUAUCUGGAGUCUAGGAGCAGUAUUGUAUGAACUGUUGAUUGGUAAAUGUCCAUUUGAAGAGAAAUCUAUUGCUAAAUUAAUCACUGCACAAGAUGAAACCGAUUGGGUUAUACCUCCAUAAUUUCAUUUUACCAAAUAAACAAUCACCUUGCUAAAAUCAAUGCUUAUCAAGGAUCCCAAUAAACGAUGUACUUGGGAAUAUUUAUUUAAAAUUCCAUUAAAAAGUGAUGGUGAAUUUAGUGGAGAUUUGGAACUUUAUUCAGAUAAACCUGAAUAGAAUGUCCUAUAACCAUCCAAUACCAAUACUAACAAUGUUAGCAUAUUAUAAGAGAUUGUAAAUGAAAGAUGUAAAGUUUAAUUCAUGUGCUCAACUGCUCAUACUAUUUUGGAAUAGUCAUAGAAUAAAGAAUCUCCAUUAAUUGCUUACUAUUUGUUAUUGUUGGCUAAUAAUAGAGGCCAAUAAUUGUUAAGUGUCAUUAAAAACUAAUGCACUACAGCAACCGAGUAUUUUAGUUUAAACAAAUUAUCAAUUCACUUAAAAUAGUCAUAGGAUAAUAGAUUAUAAUCCAAUUUUGAAUUCACACGUUUGGUUGAAACUAUUGCUAAGGAAGUUGAUCAAUUGAAUAUCGGAUUGAAGGAAUACAAAGUGAUAUUAGAUGCAUAAUCAUUAGAAAUUAAAGACAAUUAUAGAUAGAAUAUCAAGAACUAUGUAAACCAAAUUAAAUAAUCUAAUUACGUUGCCUUCUUGGAUAACAACUAGGAAAAAACCCUAUUAACUCACUGUGUCUAAGUCUUAGAUGCCUUAUAAAUUGAUAAAUUUAUGAAUUCGAAUAUCGAUCCAACUAUGGAUGCUUAUUUAGAAGUCAGAUCAAUGACCAAAAAGUAGUUAUUAGAUAGAUUUGAUACUUUAUUAUGA
Messenger RNA from Paramecium tetraurelia, 1467 nucleotides. RefSeq lists its product as uncharacterized. Gene Ontology annotation, biological process: autophagosome organization; protein autophosphorylation; autophagy. The record is from RefSeq and is a predicted model, not a curated record. The transcript has 2 exons. Gene Ontology annotation, molecular function: ATP binding; protein serine/threonine kinase activity. NCBI's taxonomy places the organism in Eukaryota, Ciliophora, Oligohymenophorea, Peniculida, Parameciidae. Gene Ontology annotation, cellular component: cytoplasm; autophagosome.